UGACGGCGAAGAUGGCGAAGUCCAGCAUGGCCAGGCCGGGGCGGUGGAGCGGCGGCGGCUCGGCCCCACCCCGGGACCGCCGGCGGGGCAGGAAGGGGCGGACCGGGCUGGGCCGGGAGCACGGCUCAGCUCGGGUCGGAUCGGCAUGGGGGGUCCGCGGCGCCUGCUGCUGAUCUCCAACUCCACCCUGCACGGAGGGGGGUACCUGGGCCACUGCCAGCAGCACAUCCAGCGCUUCCUCGGGCAGAAGGUGAAGCGGGUGCUGUUCAUCCCCUACGCCCUGCACGACCGCGACGCCUACGCCCGCACGGCCAGGGAGAAGUUUGAAAGCCUGGGUUAUGGGCUGGACAGCAUUCAUGAAUCUUGUGAUCCAGUGGAAGCCGUAAGGAAAUCUGAAGCAAUAUUUAUUGGAGGUGGGAACACAUUCCGUCUCCUGAAAGCUCUUUAUGACAACAGUUUGAUACAUGAGAUCAGGAAGAGAGUUCUUGAGGAUGGGAUUCCUUACAUGGGAUCCAGCGCAGGAACCAACGUUGCUACUGUCAGCAUCAAUACCACCAAUGACAUGCCAAUUGUUUAUCCACCUUCCCUGCAGGCUCUAGGAUUAGUUCCUUUUAAUAUUAACCCCCACUACCUGGACCCAGACAUUAAAAGAACUCACAUGGGUGAGACAAGAGAGGAAAGAAUCCACCAGUAUCAUGAAGAACCAAACACCCCUCCAGUUCUGGGCUUGCGGGAAGGUACGAUGCUGUUAGUGGAAGGAGAUAAAGCCACGCUGCAAGGAGUGACAGGAGCACGUCUGUUUUUGAGGGGUAAGAAACCAACUGAACAUGAGCCUGGAACAGAUUUCAGUUUCCUCCUGACUGACAGCAAUCCCUUGAAUCCAUAGCCUUCCAUAUUUUGCAGCAAAAGUUACUAUAUGGGGAAGACAAUGAGGAAAAAGCAAAGAGAUGCUUGUUGUCCCAGAGUGGGUGUGGUAUUUCAGAUUUAUAAAUAAAGAUAAAUAUGCA
Onychostruthus taczanowskii (white-rumped snowfinch) is the source of this 1007-nucleotide messenger RNA. Its product is annotated as alpha-aspartyl dipeptidase-like. Gene Ontology annotation, biological process: proteolysis. Lineage: Eukaryota; Metazoa; Chordata; Aves; Passeriformes; Passeridae. The transcript is spliced from 8 exons. Bases 146 to 886 code for a protein of 246 amino acids. The record is from RefSeq and is a predicted model, not a curated record. Gene Ontology annotation, molecular function: serine-type peptidase activity.